Molecule: messenger RNA, 966 nt
Organism: Capronia coronata CBS 617.96
Lineage: Eukaryota; Fungi; Ascomycota; Eurotiomycetes; Chaetothyriales; Herpotrichiellaceae
Exons: 2
Coding region: 1-966 (321 amino acids)
Source: RefSeq, a predicted model, not a curated record
AUGUCGAGAGCCAUUCUGAUCACCGGGGCCACGGGCAAACAAGGCGGCGCUGUCGUGAACGCCUUGGUCGCCGCAAAGGCAGAUUUCCAGAUCCUAGCCCUGACCCGCGACACACAAUCUCCGUCCGCCCAGAGACUGGCGCAAAAGUCGCCCAAGAUCAAGCUCGUCACCGGCAAUCUGGAUCUUCCGGACGAGAUCUUCAGCAACGCGAAGGAGGCAACCUCGGCGCCUGUAUGGGGCGUCUUUAGUGUACAGAUCGCAAUAGGCGGCAAAGCCAAACUCACCGAAGAAGAACAAGGCAAGGCUUUGAUCGACGCCGCCCUAGCAAACAACGUCGAGCAUUUCGUGUACAGCUCCGUUGAUCGCGGCGACAGCCAGGUAUCCAACACCAACCCAACCAACAUCCCACAUUUCAUCAGCAAGCAUAACAUCGAACAACAUCUGUUCAAAACAACACGAGAACGACAACACCAAGCGGGACAGCAACAACAGCAGCAGCAGAACAACAAACACACCCUCAUGCGCUACACCGUGCUCCGCCCCGUCGCUUUCCUCGACAACCUCAUCCCAGGCUUCUUCGGCAAAGUCUUCUCGACGAGCUACCAGAUUGCCCUGAGAGAAAAGCCGCUACAGCUGAUUGCCGCAAGCGACAUCGGCGUCGUUGGCGCGCAGGCUUUUCUUCGCCCGGACGAGUUUUCCGGUAAAUCCAUCUCGCUGGCCGGUGACGAGUUGACGUUCCAGCAGUUCCGCGAGAUCUUUGAGGAGAGAACGGGCCAGACGCUGCCGACGACGUACGGCUUUGUCGCUCGCAUGAUCAUGUGGAUGAGUAAGGAGUUUGGCUCUAUGUUCCAGUGGUUCUAUGAUGAGGGGUUCGGCGCCGACAUCGAAGAAUGCAGAAAGAUCAAUCCUGGCAUGAAGGAUUUUGCGACUUGGUUGGACAAGGAAAGCCAGUUCGAGACGCGUUGA